AACCACAUAUAUUUUCCUUUGGAGUUGUUAUUAGAUUGUAAAUGUUCCUCAGGAGCUAUUCUCCUGGAAUGAUAGAUCCUUGGAGAUUUCAAACUUGGAUAGAGGAACAUAAUGAAUGAGGAGCGAAUGGAGAACGGAAUAGACUCCGAUGAUGAUCUUCAACCCGAGGAGAUACCCGAUUACCUGAGAGACAGAAGAAGAGCCAAGUCCUUACCUGCGUAUCCCGAGCAGGCGAAUCUUUACCACCAAAUCUCUCGGAACUGCAGAAAACGUGUAAAGUUUGCGGAUGCGCUCGGGUUAAAUCUGGCCAGCGUGAAGCACUUCAACACCAGCGAAGACCCCCAUAUUCCUGCCAAAGUGUUCUCCAGGCUGAAAAGUUUCCCGCUUCAUCACGACCGAGACUUCAUGGAUGACUUGUGCGUAAACCUGAAGUCCACACUGACACUGGAGCGCCUGGUACCGGCUUUCAAGAUGCCCGUAGACUCCAGUGACUUGGAGAUGCGGCUUACGCGCUGUCACGUCGCGUUGGAAAGCGUCACGAUCACACAGUUUGAUGUGCGUGGAAUCAUAAGAGCGAUGGGUACGAGUAACAGAAGAGAGGCUGGUGUCAGGUAUACUUUCAACGACUGGCUGUCGUUCGUGGACACUCAGGCCAUUCUGAUGCCCACCGAGAACAAAACAAACCGAGAACGCUUCUCCUUCACUAUGUACACGCCUCCCUUCUUGGUUCCGAGUGCAUCUGUGCAUUUCGCAGUGUACAUGAAAGAAGAUAACUGCGAAUUCUGGGAUAACAAUGAUGGACUGAACUAUUCACUGAAGUACAGCUCGACAUCGUGUGAGACUGCAGCUUUUCACGCGAUAUGAAGAGAGAUGGUCUUGCGCUUUUACGCACUUGCACCCUGCUCGGAUGAAAAGGAUUCUUUAGUGCGUUUUUGACCUUAGAAAAAUAAUAAUAAUAAUAAUAAUAAUAAUAAUAAUAAACUUAAGUAUCCGACUUUGCCUUAAAGGGAUAGUUCACCCCAAAAUAAAACAUUCUGUCAUCAUUUACUCAUCCUCAUGUCGUUCCAAACACAUAUGUCUGUCUUUCUUUGGUGAAACAAAAAAGUAUGUUUAACAAAACCUCUCCGCUGCUCUUUUCCACACAAUAAAAGUGACAAAAAGAGCAUAAAUGGCACAAAAGUAUUAUAAAACUGGUCCAUCUGUCUCACAUACUUAAUAACAAGCAUUCUGAAACCUUUGAGAAACAGACUGAAAUGUAAAUUGUUAUUUGCUGAAAAUCUUCCCCACCACUGUAGCUCUCAGAACUUGCAUUGCAUUCAAAGAAUGUUCAGAAUAAAUGUCUCGAGACAUGCAAAAUCAAUGAUGUUUAAUGUUACUGAAGUCAAACGUGGCACAAAUCAUCUUUAAUCACCAAAUUUUUAUUAAAAACAAGCGUGAAUGACAUUUGAGAGCCAUGACGCAGAGGAAUAUUUUUAGCAAAUAAAAACUUACAGCAAAUAAAAAUGUUUGUCUGUUCCGUACUAAAAUAUAUUCUAUUCUAUUCUGUUCUAUUCUUUUGACACGGGAUAUAGUGAACAAGUUUUAUGGACUACUUUUAUGAUAGUUUUGUGUGUGUGUGUGUGCAAAUUAUUAUUAUUUAUUUAUUUUAUUUGUUUUGGCAUUUUUGAAGCCUCUGUCCCCAUUCACUUUUAAUUGAAUGGAAAAGAACACCUGACUCUCAAAAAAAAAUUUUGCUUAUUUUUCAGAUUUACAAAUUUAAAUUUCAUGACAAAUUUCCAUCAAAUUGAAUAAUUUAUAUUAAUUAAACUUAAAAUAUUUAGUUCAUUUAUUUAUUUUAUUUUGAUAAAAUUAUUCAAUUCAAUUUGUUGCAAAUUUAGUAUAAAAUUAAAAUGCGUGAAUCUUAGUUUUGUGUGUGUGUUUUGUGUGUGUGUGUGUGUAGAAAUUCUGCUAAACAUCUCCUUUUGUGUUCUAUGGAAGGAAUGAGGGUGAGUAAAUGAUGACAUAAUUUUCAGUUUUGGGUAAACUAUCCCUUUAAGUCUCAAGGGUAUGGAUAAAAAAGGGGGGUUGAUGUGUCCUGGAAAUUAAAGCUGGCAAGAGAGACUAACUGGCAUAUAAUAGCUGUAAACUCAAUCUGUUCGUUGGUUCAGCAGGCCAACCUUAAUGGAAAAUGCCAACCACCUUCCAUUCUAAGUGCAUUUCAGAAAAAAUUUAGAAUAUUUCGAACAUGUGCAAAGGAUCACAAACAUCGAAAGAACUACCAGUACAUCCCCUUGGCUGGACUUAAAGGAACUUCUGUUGGAUCACACUUUCACAAAUGACAUUGAUUAAGCUCAAACAUGAAAAUUUGAUAUUUGCCGCCUCUAUCAAUAUCGUACAAAUCUCGACACUGUAAUACUGUCUUUGUACUGUGGACACUUACUGUACAGGGAACAAUUCAGCAUUGCAUUAUCUUACAGCAUGGACAGCUUCAGAUCUAAGAGUUGUCAUCAAUAGAAGCUACUGAAAUAUGCUUUUCCAGAUGAAUUAAAUGAACUCUUGAUGCAUAUCUGUGUUGGACUGUAAAUUUAAAUUGUGGGUGUAUUUAGAAGUGCCUUGUAGUAGCCUAUUUUUUGUAAAAUGCACAACUCACAAAACAGGUGAACAUUUGUUAAGACAGUGCAGCGUUCAGUGAAGUGAAAACUGUUUUUAAAUGCACCAAUUACCACUGCAUGAAGGAUAAAAAUGUAAUUCAGUUCAGUUGGAACAUAUGAUUAAAAAACAGCUCCUUGAAUGAAUUGGGGCAACACUGCUGCUAAAUUAAUGUGCUGCAAUGAGAUAUCAUGCAUAUUUUAACAGUAAACCAUUUUUUGAAUUACAGAAAUGAGUGUGGAUGGUUGGAAAAAAUAAAACUGAAUGUUUACAGUUCUCUCAGCAUAACGGCAAAGACAUUGACUGCAGUAAAUGUAUAAUAAGCCUGUAUGUGCCGAUAUAUGAUUAACGAUCUAUCAUUACAAGUCAAGUACAGUCCCUUUGCCGUAGUUUUAACCUCCAAGGACUGUUUGAUUUGGUUCAUGCAUGUUAUUGGCUACAGGCAAACUGAGAUAAAAGGUGACAUUCUUUGUUUGGUAACAUGCUAAUGUUUGAUAUGCAAAUAUUCAUAUGCAUGCAGUAAAACACAGUUUAAUGUACCUGUUGAGAUUUAACUCAAUACAUCACAGUAAAAUAAGCUUGAAAUUUUAUUUUUUCA
Molecule: messenger RNA, 3226 nt
Organism: Myxocyprinus asiaticus (Chinese sucker)
Lineage: Eukaryota; Metazoa; Chordata; Actinopteri; Cypriniformes; Catostomidae
Product: protein phosphatase 1 regulatory subunit 3G-like
Exons: 1
Coding region: 112-864 (250 amino acids)
Biological process (GO): regulation of glycogen biosynthetic process
Cellular component (GO): protein phosphatase type 1 complex
Molecular function (GO): glycogen binding; protein phosphatase 1 binding
Source: RefSeq, a predicted model, not a curated record